AUGGAAAUGUCUGACACAGUCAAACCUCUGACCUCCUUCCUCAUAGAGGACAUCCUCUCCAUUAAGGAUGGCACAAUACUUGAUGGCAAAUGCUGUUCACAGAAGAUGGAAAGAUGUUCACAGUGGAGAGAAGGAUCUGAAAAGCUGUCAGAGCAACUCGAGCCUCAGGGGACAGGAUUUGAAUUGCAGACAGGGUCCUUGGACACAUCCUGUCCCAGCACCUCAGAGUCCAGCAGUUUAUCCUCCCUGGGGAAACAGAAGCGCUCCAGAGCUGCGUUUACACACCUCCAAGUGCUUGAACUGGAGAAGAAAUUUAACCACCAGAAAUACCUGUCUGCCCCAGAGAGGGCUCACCUGGCAAACACCUUAAGACUGACUGAGACCCAAGUGAAAAUCUGGUUUCAGAACCGGAGGUACAAGACGAAACGAAAGCAGCAAACAUCAGAGUUCUGUAAGGACGUGUACAAAGCAGAGGGACUGGUUCUGAGAGACGAGCUGGUCCGAUCAUCACUUAUCACCUCCUUCUGCAAAGCUUACCAAUACAGACCCUAUAUGUGGGACUACAGGGGCCCCUGGGGGCCCACGUUAUGGUGA
Anoplopoma fimbria (sablefish) is the source of this 594-nucleotide messenger RNA. It is a transcript of the gene nkx3-1, whose product is annotated as NK3 homeobox 1. The record is from RefSeq and is a predicted model, not a curated record. The transcript has 2 exons. The coding region runs from base 1 to 594 and encodes 197 amino acids. Gene Ontology annotation, biological process: regulation of transcription by RNA polymerase II; cell differentiation. NCBI's taxonomy places the organism in Eukaryota, Metazoa, Chordata, Actinopteri, Perciformes, Anoplopomatidae. Gene Ontology annotation, molecular function: RNA polymerase II cis-regulatory region sequence-specific DNA binding; DNA-binding transcription factor activity, RNA polymerase II-specific. Gene Ontology annotation, cellular component: nucleus.